Messenger RNA from Topomyia yanbarensis, 1817 nucleotides. RefSeq names its product post-GPI attachment to proteins factor 3-like. Gene Ontology annotation, cellular component: endoplasmic reticulum membrane. The transcript is spliced from 4 exons. Gene Ontology annotation, molecular function: hydrolase activity, acting on ester bonds. The coding region runs from base 307 to 1299 and encodes 330 amino acids. The record is from RefSeq and is a predicted model, not a curated record. Lineage: Eukaryota; Metazoa; Arthropoda; Insecta; Diptera; Culicidae. Gene Ontology annotation, biological process: GPI anchor biosynthetic process.
AAGCGGGCGAUAGUUUGUUUUGGUUUUCCUUUGGGUGGUGUUUAUCAGCAUUCGGUACGGUUGCAUUACGUUUAGCAAUUCUUACGGUUUAUUCUAAAUACCAAAAUUUCCCGUCGGAAUCGUCUUAGUUUAGGCAAUCAGCAAAAAGAUCAAAAUGCCGUAAAAUCUAUCUUUUCACCAUUUUUGCUUAGUUAGGGAAGAUGAAGCAAAUAUUGAUUUUUACUUGAUGUAUUAAAUCUGCAGUGUUUGGCCAAGCCAAACCGGUAAAUCUUUUCCCCCUACAACCAUAAAUCAGUAUCUGUAAAAAUGAUGAAUACACGGUUGUUAGCGUUGCUAGCAGUUCUACUGAUUUUCAUCCGCCAAAUAUUUGCUUCCGCCGGUGAUCAAAGCCAAUUUUUUCAAAACUGUCUGAGGAACUGCGUACUAAGGAAUUGCACCAAGUCUGGCUUGACCUUUAAACGCAGUCUACAAGGCACGCAGAACUCGAUUAACAAGUUGCUACUAUGGACAUGUUACGACGAGUGUGGAUACGAAUGUAUGUGGCCAACAACCAGCGCGUUUUUGAAUCGGAAUUGGACCACUCCGCAGUUCUACGGCAAGUGGCCGUUUAUUCGCGUGCUUGGUCUGCAGGAGCCAGCAUCAGUAUUCUUUUCGAUGACCAACUUCGGGACGCACUAUUUGAUGCUGAAGAAAUUUCGUAGAGAGGUUCGUCCCGAUAGUCCCAUGUAUCUCUUGUGGCACGUGUUCUCGUACAUUUGCCUGAAUGCGUGGAUUUGGUCAACAGUGUUCCACGCGCGAGAUUUUCCUAUAACUGAGCUGUUCGAUUACACAUUUGCGUACUCCAUGGUGUUGGCAUCGUUUCACUGCAUGGUAAUGAGAAUGAUCCACCGGAAGUCAAAAUAUUUAAGAGGAAGUGUUAGUGUCCUAUGUGUUUUAUUCUUUGUGAAUCACUUCGCUUAUUUGAGCAUCGGGCGGUUCGACUAUGCUUAUAAUAUGAAGGCAAAUAUCGUGACAGGAAUGAGCGGUGCAGUUGGAUGGAUUUUAUGGUGUAUUUUGCAGCGACGAAAACGUCGCUACGUGUGGAAGUGUUUUUUGUUUAUUGUGCUGGCCACAUCCUCGUUGUUGUUGGAAGUGAAUGAUUUCCCACCGAUUUUCUGGGCGUUCGACGCUCAUUCCAUCUGGCAUCUGGUCACGGUACCACUGACUGUUCUUUUCUACAGUUUCAUCAUUGACGAUUGUAAAACCCUACGGCAGGAGUUACGCGACUAUGGUCCUGACGAUAUGCGGAAGCUGUUGUGAGAUAGGAUUUUCCCAAAAAACGAACAAAUUUACUUUAGAUUCUAAACGUUCCAUCGCGUUCCUAGCAUUCGAAAGACUAACUAUAGAUUUCCCCCCGUAGAGGGUCCCGUCUUUCUUCCACUGCCAACAAUUGUGAUUCGGUUUGGUGAACGACAAUAACUCUACGGAAUGGAACAAUUCGACCGGUAGCUGAAGAGAGUUGGAUGGCGUGCCUUCCGAAACUGAACUAUUUUAUCUAGGUGUUUAAUGUAAUCGAUUGAUAGUAGGAAUAUAUAGGCCAAUAGGGUGCAUCUCGUAGCCAUACAGUUCUUGAAUUGAUCCUUUAGCGAGUUUUGCAUUUAGAUGAUGUAAAUUUUUACUAUUCUAUAUACCUACUAUUUAAAGUUAUCAGCGGUGUUAAUUUUAGAUAGACAAGAAUUACAUACAAGUAUUCUAAUGUUGUUUGGUGUCUGUGAACUAGGGAUUAUGUGCAGUCCUCACCCUUUCAGGUCAAUAAAAAUGUAACAUAUUUGAGUAAA